GAGAAAGCAGAGCGCCCCUCCCCUGCCUCUGUCGCCGCCCCGUGCAGGUGCUGGGGGUGGGAGGGUACCCACUCCCCAGGCCGGGGGAGAUGAGGACCCUGGGACCCCUUCACUCCCUCCCAGUUCUUCUGGACCCUGCCCUCUGCCUUCCUCCCUCCUCCUCCCCCCCUUUCCUCUGACCUCACUGGCACCCCCCACCUGGCCGCCGGCUGCCCCCAUCAGAGGCCCCGCCUGCUUGGUUUGUACGCUGAGUACCGGGAGUUCCUCCAAGGUCAAAGCUGGGACCAGCAGCCCCACCUUUUCUAGAACUUUCUGUUUCCUGCAGAAUCCCCCCCCACUACAGUGCCUUUCCCCCCGCCCUCCUCGACCCUCCCCAGGCCCGCCCGCCCCCUGGUUGCAGGCUGGUCCCAGCCUGCGGGCGGCUCAGGUGAGCCGGCCACGCCGUGACCCCCCCAGGACCCGGGCGUCCCUGCCCGCGCCAGGCCGCCCGGGACUGGACUCUCCUUCCCGCUGGCCGCCAGCCCCUCCCGCCUCACGAGAAGGCUGCAGGGGAGGGCGGGGCCACACCUGUCUCCCUGCCUCCCCCCACUGCUUCUCGGCUCUUCCCCGCUGUCCCCCCCCAGGCCUCAUUCUCCUCGAUGCCACCUCCCUGCGGCGGUCUCCGCUCUGGCUCCGGCCUCCUCCCCACUCUGCGGGGUCACACUGGGCCCCAGGUCCUCCCGCCGCCCACUCCCUCCGCCCCCGCCCCGCGGCUCGCGGGGUCCCGGUUCUGAGAAGGCUGGGGCAGGCGCGCCAGGAACUGCUAACACCGUCUCCUCUCUCUCCCGUCUGCCUGUCCCGAACACCCCGCACUGCCUGGAAGAAUCAGGCCGACCUCAGGACCAGGAAGGCGGGAACGCGCAGCAGGCCCGGAGGCAGGCCCCACGCCUGCAACGCUCAGCAGGAGCCGACUUCCACCCGGCGAACGCGUCUCCGGAGAGCAGCGGCGGCCAGGGCACGGGUAUUCCCCGGGGCGGAACUGCAGCCCAGCUGUAGAGGACCCGGGGCAGCGCCAACCAGCGGCCCGCGCCGGAGGGCCUGGGGGGCGGAAAGGACUUGCAAGCUCCGGAGAUGAGCGUUUUCACUCCUGCUGCCCUGGGAGACAGCGGAAGACGGCCCAAGAACUUGGCCCCUGCCAUCCAGUGGGAGACGCGGCUGGAGUUCUGGACCCCGGCCCGGGCUGUUGGGCCAUUUGGGAGCACAGCAGCGGAUGGAAGACCUCGCCUGUCA
Molecule: messenger RNA, 1269 nt
Organism: Oryctolagus cuniculus (rabbit)
Lineage: Eukaryota; Metazoa; Chordata; Mammalia; Lagomorpha; Leporidae
Source: RefSeq, a predicted model, not a curated record